This is a messenger RNA of Solanum stenotomum, 2148 nucleotides long. RefSeq names its product serine/threonine-protein phosphatase 7 long form homolog. The record is from RefSeq and is a predicted model, not a curated record. The transcript is spliced from 5 exons. Gene Ontology annotation, biological process: meristem maintenance; meristem development. The coding region runs from base 1 to 2148 and encodes 715 amino acids. NCBI's taxonomy places the organism in Eukaryota, Viridiplantae, Streptophyta, Magnoliopsida, Solanales, Solanaceae.
AUGGCUAAUAAUAGUGAAUACAAGUUAGAUCCCGGUCCAUUGGAAUCGAAUGUAUUAACGGGACAACUUACUCAUAGAUCACAAGAUAUAUGGGAAGGAAAUGUUAAUAUGAUUCUUAAUACGAGGAGAGAAGAUGGAAAUUUUUGGAAGCUCAUAGAGAAAUAUCCUAUUCAUCCACGAGUUCUUGAAGUAAUCAGAUUAUCUGGAUUAUAUGGUGUUUACAAAUCUAAUCGGCCUGCUAUUGACCGUAGUUUGAUCACUGCAUUAGUUGAGCAGUGGCGUCCCGAAACUCAUACUUUUCACUUUAAAACAGGCGAAGCAACAAUUACUUUGCAGGACGUAGAGGUGUUGUAUGGAUUACCUGUGAAUGGUGAUCCAGUACUUGGUAAUGAAAUGAUACGGAUCAUAGGGGAUUGGCAAAACAUUUGUCAAAGAUUAUUACGUUUUGUUCCAUCUCGUGAAGACUUCAAAACAAAUUCCAUCAAGGUCGCUGCAUUUAAUGCACACAUGUUAAGCCAACCACAGUUGCCGAACAUGGCAACACAAGAUAUGGUCAAUCAGAAGGCAAGAUAUUACAUGUUCUGGAUGAUUGCAGGUACGAUGAUGGCGGAUACAUCUGGUGGUUAUUUGAAGCUUAUGUACUUGCCUAUGCUUGAGGACAUCGAUAAAAUUGGGUCUUAUAGUUGGGGGAGUGCGACCUUGGCAUACUUAUAUCAUUUUCUUUGUAAAGCCUCACAGAGUACCCAAAAUGAGAUAGCCGGAUUUUUGCCACUACUUCAGAUUUGGGCGUGGGAGAGAGUCACUGUCCUCAGUCCUCAAAUAGUUGCCCAGAGAGAUGCGAGAACUAGUUCUCAUGUUGGUUUGCCUAAGGGUCCACAUGCUACUAGAUGGUUUGCGCAUCUUAGUUGGACGAACACUACCAAGCAUGUGUUGAAAGUUUAUAGGGAUGCACUUGACUCUAUGAUAGAAGAUCAGUUUAUUUGGGAACCGUAUUCCGAUGACUUAAUUGAGAGUCUUCCUCCCUAUUGUCACGCUGGACGAAAUAUAUGGCGAGUUAGAGUUCCAAUCUUUUGUUGGGAUGUGGUCGAGGUUCAUUUGCCUGAUCGUGUUAUGAGGCAAUUUGGACUACAACAAGCUAUACCAACUCCGUUUCCAUUUGAUUCCAACCACUUUCGUCAUGAUCGUCGGGGAAGACCAAAUGCAAAUUGGGAGUUGGAACAUGCACAGUGGUUAUCAUUUUGGAACCAACGCCUCCAAUAUAGUUGUGAUGCACCGGUUAAUAAUGAAUCACUUCGCUAUGAUGAUCCAUAUCUUAUUUGGUUCAAGCGCAUUACUCGUCUUGUUAUUGGUAAUCCUAAUUCACGUCCUCAAAAUCAACAAGGUUAUGUGCCUAAUUCGACGGCCUAUGAAACUAUGGUGCGUCAUAUUCAUUCGAUGGUUGAUGAAGCUAAAACACUUGGUGAUAAUCCAUCAUAUGAGGCCUUAUACAUGUUUAGAAAAAUGGUGCGAGAUCAAGGUUCUGAUUGUUUGAAAUAUGUUCAUGAGGCUGACAGGGUUCAUGUGUCAGCCGAUUAUAGAAGAGAUGUGGUACAAUCUGUCCAGUUACAUCCCCCUAUUCGUAGGCGAGGAAAAGGUGGUGUUGCUGGUAGAAGAGAACGUGCUGUUGAAAAAGGACAAACACAUGUUGAAAUGGAUCAGGCCACACAAAAUGCCCAAGCAGCCUCAGAAGAUGAUCAAACAACAUCCAAUUAUAAUAUUGGUUCCAUUUCAAGAGGUUACACUCAUGAAUCCACUCAUGCAUCAAAUAUGAUAUAUCAACUGUCACAAACAGAUAUCAUGCCAUACGUGACGCCACAGACUCUACAAACAUCAAGUCAUCCAAGUCUCUCAUCACUUGAGAAUGUCGUUGAUAAUUAUCAACCUCAAUAUUUUGAGAAUGUGCCAAACUUUACCUCAUCGCCUGUGCCACGGAACAUUGAGACCCCUGAUGCCACUAAUAAUUUAGAGGACUCGAAUCAUCAUGUGGACGAUAAUGAUGGAAAUGAAGGCGGUGAUGUGACUAUUGAAGAUAGUGAACCAUCAAGGAGGGAGAAGCGUAAAAUUAAACUUAAACCUUGUGGGACUGCCAGUACUGCUGAAAAUUUUUGA